UUUGUGUCUGUUUUCUUUUUUCCUAUUCUUGUUUUUUUACCCUACAUUCAAUCUUUUACUUCGACACCUACUCCAUUGCCAUGUUUUUCAACGUGAAGGCUAUUCUAGCCUCCGCAAUUCUUAUCUCGGGCUUUGCCUCUGGACGCGUACUCGUUGCAAGGGAGGGCUUUGAUCCGAAAACCGCUGAUGGUGGCCGCUGCGAUAGGCCAUACAUGAAAAGAACAACCCUGGUGGGCGGUCCCACCGGAACGUCUUUCUGCACGCAAAAGAGCGACUUUGGAGCUUUUGUCAAGGGUCUGGACGUCUGGGGAAAUGGCGAAGGUCUGAAAGGCCUGAGAUUCUACUUUACCGAUGGGAAGAUCAGUCCUAUGCUAGGGGGUAGUAUUGGCGACAAACAGGAAUGGAGGUGGGAGCCCGAGAAUGGAGACCUUAUCAAUAGGAUUACACUUUGGGGUCAUGGUUUGGGAAGGCAUCUCGGACGCAUUGAAAUGAGUAUCGAAGGAAAACAAACAUUUAAGGCUGGAAAGGAGCCUGGUAAAAUCAAGUCAUACGAGACUACGGACACUGGGUCCGGUAUCAUGGUCGGCGGAAUGGGUCUGUUUGAGGAAGGCAAAUGGAUCAAUCAACUUGCCUUCGCCAUGCUCAAGAGCCCCAUCAAGACCAUGGAAUUGAAGGACGUGAAAUACGAACAAACCGUCGAGGAACUUCAAAAGCAGAGAAAGGGAAUUACCGACCGUAUCCUGUUAGACAAGCAUUUUGAAAACAACCAUAAAGACGUAACGGUUACAUACAACUUUGAAUCCCGAUGGAGCCUUAUGGACAAGCACAUGUGGUCAACCACGCAGACGCAUACUCUUGGUGCGAAACAUUCCUGGGAGGCUUCAGGACAGGUCUUGGGCAUGGGGGUGAAAGAAACAACUGAACUCAACUACGAGUACCAGAAUGCGCAAAUGGAAGGCGAUGAAAAAUCCCAAGACAUUAUUACAGUUGAUGGAGGCAAGUUCGACUUGAAGCCAGGCGAGGAGAUGUAUUGUCGCGCCAUCGUACAGCGCGGUGAAUUCAAGGGCGCCUUCACGACUACGGUUGUUCUACACCUUGAAGACCAGUCUACCUGGCAAUUCGAUUCCAAGGGCGACUCCGACGUCAUAAAAUACUCCGACGCCAAAACCGAGUGCCAGAGCGACCCCUUCACCGUUAGUAAUAACCUUGAUAGAGUGCCCGGCGGCGAAGCCAACAAGGAAUACGAGGCGCAAGAUCCCAGCGUGUAG
Periconia digitata is the source of this 1268-nucleotide messenger RNA. The record is from the annotation of a GenBank genome assembly. Lineage: Eukaryota; Fungi; Ascomycota; Dothideomycetes; Pleosporales; Periconiaceae.